This is a messenger RNA of Oncorhynchus keta (chum salmon), 3793 nucleotides long. RefSeq names its product dipeptidyl peptidase 9-like. The record is from RefSeq and is a predicted model, not a curated record. Lineage: Eukaryota; Metazoa; Chordata; Actinopteri; Salmoniformes; Salmonidae. The transcript has 21 exons. Bases 382 to 3039 code for a protein of 885 amino acids. Gene Ontology annotation, molecular function: serine-type peptidase activity; dipeptidyl-peptidase activity. Gene Ontology annotation, biological process: proteolysis.
CUAGCCAGCACAGCCCCCUGCUGUCAACACAGCAGUGUAGCUAGUAAAGCUCCGACAAUUGCUUACAUUUAUCCUGAAAUGAAUUACUGAAAACGGGUCCUUUAAAACAUUUUUUUUGCGUUACGUUUAGAGUUUGUUGGAUUGCUAAUGGCGUGACAUAUGACGAUAAAACGUACUAGUUCACGUUAUCUUGCUCGCUAGCCAUAGAACCAACUAACGUUACCUAACUCCAAUCGUCAUUGUCAGUAUCCGAGGAUGAAUCUCUUUAACUUUUACUAGCUAGUUAAUAAAAUAGUUUUUUUUAUGGACCUGGACAGAUUACAAUCCACACUUGGGCAUGUUUAAUGUUUCCAAAUCUGGUUCAGGCUUGUUGGCCGGUUAAUGCAUAGAGUUAAGAGGGUGAAACUUGAAGACGAAACAGAAGGUAGUUGGAAAAGUUAUUCAGCUUUCAGAAUGACUGCUGUAGAUGAGCUCUCAGACAGCUCGGAGGUAGUGGAGAUGGAGGAUGUGCCCUCCCAGUUCUUUGUGGAGAAGCACUCGUGGGACGGCCUGCGGAACAUCAUCCAUAGUAGCCGCAAGUACACGGGCAUGGUCAUCAACAAGGCCCCGCACGACUUCCAGUUUGUCCAGAGGCAGGACGAGUCAGGCCCAUACUCCCAUCGACUCUACUACCUUGGAAUGCCCUAUGGAAGUAGAGAGAACUCAUUACUUUACUCAGAGAUUCCCAAGAAGAUUCGGAAAGAGGCCCUUCUGGUGUUGUCGUGGAAACAGAUGCUAGAUCACUUUCAGGCCACCCCUCAUCAUGGGGUGUACUCCCGGGAGGAGGAGCUGCUGAGGGAGAGAAAGCGUCUGGGGGUCUUUGGGAUCACAUCGUAUGAUUAUCACGCCGAGAGCGGCCUUUUCCUGUUCCAGGCCAGCAACAGCCUGUUCUACUGUCGGGACGGAGGCCAUAAUGGCUUCAUUCAGGUGUCCCCCAUGAAGCCUGUAGAGAUUAAGACCCAAUGCUCAGGCACUCGAAUGGACCCCAAGAUCUCCCCAGGCGACCCCACCUUCAUGGCCUUCAUCAAUAGCAACGACCUGUGGGUGGCCAGCAUCGAGACUGGGGAGGAGAGGAGACUCACCUACUGCCAUAAAGGGAUGAAUAAUGUGAAGGAGGACCCCAAGUCUGCAGGCAUUGCCACCUUUGUAAUCCAGGAGGAGUUUGACCGCUUCACGGGCUACUGGUGGUCGCCAGCUGCUCCUGAAGACCCAGAUGGGGGGAAGACCCUCCAGUUACUCUAUGAGGAGGUGGAUGAGUCAGAGGUGGAGUUAAUUCACGUUCCCUCCCCAGCCCUGGAGGAGCGCAAGGCUGAUGUUUACAGAUACCCCCGCACAGGGAGUAAGAAUCCUCAAAUUACUUUCAAACUGGUAGAAAUCAGAACCGACCACCUUGGCAGAAUUGUAAGCACCCAGGACAAGGAGUUGGUCCUGCCUUUUACCACCCUGUUCCCUGGGGUUGAGUACAUCGCCCGCGCCGGCUGGACAAAAGACGGCAAAUAUGCAUGGGCGGUACUGCUGGACAGGAGCCAACAGAGGCUCCAGUUGGUCCUGCUGCCCCCGGCCCUGUUCAUCCCUGUAACCCAGGACCAGGCCCAACGAGAGGAGAGUGUGGGGGCUGUGCCAGAGUUGGUUCACCCUUUCAUCAUCUACGAGGAGAUCACCGACAUCUGGAUCAACGUCCAUGACAUAUUUUAUCCUUUCAUUCAAACAAACGAUGAUGAGAUCACCUUCCUCUGGGCGAACGAGUCCAAAACUGGCUUCUGCCAUUUGUACAAAGUCACCACGCUGUUACAACAGGGCUGCUACCAGUGGACCAGAGACUACAUGCAGACAGAGGAGGACUUUAAAUGCCCGAUCAAGGAAGAGGUGACGUUAACCAGUGGAGAGUGGGAGGUGUUGGCCAGACAUGGCUCCAAGAUCUGGGUGAACGAGGCUACCCAGCUGGUGUACUUCCAAGGCACGCGGGACACGCCCCUGGAGCAUCACCUAUACACUGUGAGCUACGACUCCCCGGGGGAUAUGGUCAGGCUGACCAAGCCAGGCUUCUCUCACAGCUGCUCUGUAAGCCAGAAUUUUGACAUGUUUGUCAGCCAUUACAGUAAUGUCAGCACACCUCCCUGCGUCCACAUCUACAAGCUGAUGGGCCCAGAGAGUGACCCACUGCACAAGGAGCCUGAAUUCUGGGCUAGCAUGAUGGAGGCCACAGGGCGCCCAGGAGAUUACAUCCCACCAGAGAUCUUUACUUUCCCAGGGAAUUCAGGGUUCCACCUCUACGGCAUGUUGUACAAACCACACAACUUGUUACCUGGCAGGAAGCACCCUACAAUCGUCUUUGUGUAUGGAGGCCCCCAGGUGCAGUUAGUAAAUAACACAUACAAAGGAGUGAAGUACCUGAGACUAAAUACGCUAGCGUCACUAGGCUACGCCGUCGUGGUCAUUGACGGGAGAGGCUCCUGUCAGAGAGGCCUCAAGUUCGAGGGGGCUCUGAAAAACAAAAUGGGCCAGGUGGAGAUCGAGGACCAGGUGGAGGGGCUGCAGUACGUGGCUGAAAACUACACGUUUGUGGACCUGAGUCGCGUGGCCAUCCACGGCUGGUCUUACGGAGGCUUCCUCUCCCUCAUGGGCCUCGUCCACAGGCCCAACGUCUUCAAGGUGGCCAUAGCGGGUGCCCCUGUGACUGUGUGGAUGGCCUAUGACACAGGUUAUACGGAGCGCUACAUGGACCUACCUGAGAACAACCAGCAGGGAUACGAAGCCGGUUCUGUCGCCUUGCACGUAGACAAGCUGCCCAGCGAGCCUAACCGGUUACUUAUAUUACAUGGAUUCCUUGACGAGAAUGUGCACUUUUUCCACACCAACUUCCUGGUGUCUCAACUGAUCCGUGCGGGGAAGCCGUAUCAGCUACAGAUCUACCCCAAUGAGAGACACAGCAUCCGCUGCCCAGAGUCUGGAGAGCACUAUGAGAUUAUGCUGCUGCACUUCCUCCAGCAGUACCUCUGAAGGCUGCAGUUGAAUGAACAGAACCACUGCACCCCCCCUUGCCCAAUGUUACCGUGCCCCUUCACAUAUACCACAGGAGGCUGGUGAGUGGAGGACUGGUCAUAAUAGCUGGAAUGGAAUGGUAUCAAACAUGUCUGAUGUAUUUUUAACCAUUCAAUUUAUCCCGUUCCAUCCAUUACUAUGAGCUGGUCCUCCCCAAUUAAGGUGCCACCUGUUAUAAACACACUGUGCCCCAUCUGCGAUUUGCAUCCGAUCCCUCACACCACUCUUAAAAACCAAGAUUUUUUACAACAGCCUGGAGAAGCCCUCCCAUGCUACCAACCCCUUCCCACGCCGAGAGCAGAGGGUUGUCACCUGUCAGUUUUUAACUGGACAAUGACUGCAAAGAAGGAGAGAAGUAGAAAAUAUAGAGCAAACAUGAGCAUUUUGAGAAAAAGAGCUUGUUAGCAUCAUGGAGUGAUUUUCUGUUUUUAUUUGGGAUAUUUGUGCCACACCCUGUUAGCAAGGGCGACCAGUAUGAAAAUAUAUGGACUACUUUUGAUCGCCCUGGAUAAGAGCGUCUGCAAAUGACUAAAAUGUAAAUUAUUUUUUUUGUUCAUACUUUGGACUGUGCUGUUGUAAGUCAUGGUGGAUUACAGUGUUGUGUGGUGAGCCAAAUGGUGUGGCCGCUGAGGACGGAAACCACACACUACCUGCAACUGGUAUUUUAAGUGUGUAUUAAAAUAAAGUAUUUUUAGGAAUUCUUCUUUUAUAA